AUGGCUGCACUAUCGAGCCUUAUCAGCUCCUUGUUUGGGUUUCCAAGGGUUGUUUCGAACUUUCGCGAUGCGGCUUCCAACAAAGGGCCUCAACUGGACCACCAAUUUACCAGCUGUUUCUUAGGAGAAAAGCAUUUUCUGAUCGAACAAACUCCCUUGAAGAUGGAUAGCGACCUGAGGGAGUGCGGAUUUGCGAAGCACGAGAACGAUGCUGAUUCCUGCAAAGAGACUGGUCCAAGGCGUUAUUGCCCUGCAACAGUAAUAUCUUCCCAACACGGAAAGUCAGGUAGCGAACUACUGUCCCACAUUGACCGCCUUCUGGAAGAUGAGGACUUCUCGGAAGCCUUUCUUCAACACACCAUCUUUCUCCUUGACAAGGCCGCCAAGGGUUACCAAUUCCCAGAUGCCGAAGUUCGUACUGUUCUGCAGAAUCGGGGCUGUGAUCGGAUAUACAUGGUCGAUCGUAGAAGCACCAGCGGUAUCCUGAGCGAAGGACCUUGCUUCAUCCAUGGACUCCAGGUUCACCGGACAUGGAGGCUUUUCCCAGAUGCACUCGAAGCUUUUCAGCUUCCCCUGGUGCAAGAAGCGGGCAGUGACAGGUUCAUUCCUGUCCACUACAUGUGGGAUGGGCAGCUCAUGAUUCCCGUUCCAUCACGGCUCCACUAUCCAAAAGAUUCUGGUAGACCUCUUGCUGGACUACGCGUUGGGGUCAAGGAUGUUAUCGACCUUCGAGGAGUGAAGACAAGUGCUCAAUGUCGCGCGUGGCUGAAUACCUUUCCGGCUUGCCACACUUCGGCAGAGUGUAUGGCAAAGCUGAUGGAGUUGGGAGCGGUGCCUGUUGGCAAGACUAAAUGUACUCAAUUCGCGUCGAGCGAACAGCCAACUGCUGAUUGGAUUGAGUUCCUCUGUCCUUGGAACCCGCGGGCGGACGGGUACUUGUCGCCGAGAGGAAGUAGCGCAGGUAGUGGUUCUGCGAUCGCUGGCUAUCCGUGGCUGGACGUGGGGAUUGGAACUGACACUGGUGGCAGUAUUCGGGGCCCAGCCGCUGUUAUGGGUCUCUUUGCAAUAAGGCCGACGGUGGGGGUUUCAAGCCUCAGAGGUGUGCUUCCAGCCGCCAAAUCUAUGGACACUGUGGGAUUCAUCUGCAGAGACGCCAAGCUUUGCAGAAAAGUCACAAGAGAAUGGUUCUCGGGUUCAAAAUCUCAGACAGGAAAGGAACUCAGGACACUGCUUUUCCCCAUCGACUACUGGAGUCAAUGGCCUUCGUCCGAUACCCUGGACUUACGAGACAAGUUCGUUUCCGAUUUCGAAAAAUUCCUGGGGUUGAAUCGAAUUGAGCUGUCUCUUGCUGAAAGAUGGGAACAAGAUGAUCCCCCUCGCAACGGCAUGGCCAUGAAUGACUACCUACAAUCUGCUUUCAUGAACAUCCUUUGGAAAACCUACUGGGACGCUUCCAAGGAAUUUCGCGAAGAGCACGAGAGAAAAUUCGGAUCGCGGCCUUAUGUCAAUCCAGUGAUCCAGCAUUGCUGGAAACGGGGCGAGAUGGUUUCGGCUGAAGACCAUGAAGAGGCGCAGCGCCGGAUCCGAGUCUACGCAGAGUGGCUGAACAACAAGGUUUUACUGCCAGGCCAUGUCAUGAUCUAUCCAUCCGGUGAUCUAAGUCCGUUCUAUCGAGAUGUUUAUCGACCGCCGCCAGACGAAUUACCGCCUUAUGACUGGUCCCAACGCGAGGAUCACCAGGCCAGUCUGGCUGGGGUUCCUGCAUUGACUUUUCCAAUCGGCCAAACACCAUAUACCUCGAAGAUCACAGAGCAGGCCCACCUCCUGCCUGUGAACAUGGAGAUCAUGGGACCAAAAGGCUCAGACUACGAUCUCACUGACCUGAUUCUUCGCAUGAUGUGUCAGAUGGGUUAUGACACGGUUGUGGAGACUGGUAAAUUGGCAUACAAGCAACGGCACGCAACACAUGGAGAUAGCAAGCAAUAUGCGUAG
This is a messenger RNA of Diplodia corticola, 1992 nucleotides long. RefSeq names its product glutamyl-trna amidotransferase. NCBI's taxonomy places the organism in Eukaryota, Fungi, Ascomycota, Dothideomycetes, Botryosphaeriales, Botryosphaeriaceae. The transcript is spliced from 11 exons. The record is from RefSeq and is a predicted model, not a curated record. Bases 1 to 1992 code for a protein of 663 amino acids.